AUGUCAGGUUCUGACGCCAGAAAUCGGAACAGAUUGGGAUACCAAAGGAGUACGAUAGCAUGUGCGCAUUGCCGAAGGCGCAAGAUACGAUGCGUGGUAUCAGAAGACGAGCCUGGGCAGAGGUGUAUAAACUGCAUCCGGCUGAGAAGAGAUUGUGUUUUCUACCCAGUGGAUCAACAAUCCGCCCUGGAGGCUGAAUCAGACACGUCGAGUAGAAUCACCAGAAUACCAUCGACGGCAUCGUCGACAAUUUCAUCCUCUUCACCUCACUUGGGCGCUCGAAUGUCCGGUCAACCCGGUCGGCAGCAGGGUAUUCAUCACCUCGAGGCCAAGUUUCCUGCGACAGGCGUCCCUAUACUUCCUAGCACCGGUCCACACGAGCCUGGCGAUUUCAACACACUGACAGCACAAAGAGAUCAGUCUGGUUUGGGUCAUCUGGUCCCAGGGAGAGCAGGUUCCACCCAACAAGACUACCGACUUCCGGCUUGGGAGCCGCGAAACGAUGCUCGCCCGUCCCAACACUCACAUCUACCGAUGGAAGGCGCCUCGAACGUGCAAUCUGCACGUUUGGCAUACAACAAUCCAGCACUGCAAGCCGAUACUGCACCCUUCCCAGGCCCAUCAGACAUCGAUCCAAGGCGCCCAUACAUAGAUGAUGGAUUUUACAACCAUCAUUCCGUUCAUAUGCCUCUACAGCAGUGGCAGCAGCACGAGCAUCCGAACUUUGGUCCACAGUACCACCAAUCUGGCCCAUUCUAUCAUUCUGCUCAACAAGCGCCACGGCCCUCUGGAGCAUUUCCCCUUACAACAAACUCGGGUCUCAUGAUGGCAACCAGCCAUGUGCCUCACGCCGUCCCGCUUCCUCAUCAUAUGACGCAGCCCAGCCAGAUUUCACAAUCCCCAGCUGGGUAUUAUCAACAAGCACCCGCUCCUUGGCAGCUUGCACAGCAACCUCCUGCACCCCAAUUCGACGAUCAGUCAAACGUCGGGCACCCAGAUGAACGCACAGGUGGGUACGGAUAA
Messenger RNA from Ramularia collo-cygni, 1023 nucleotides. RefSeq lists its product as uncharacterized. The record is from RefSeq and is a predicted model, not a curated record. The transcript is spliced from 2 exons. Gene Ontology annotation, biological process: regulation of DNA-templated transcription. Gene Ontology annotation, molecular function: zinc ion binding; DNA-binding transcription factor activity, RNA polymerase II-specific. The coding region runs from base 1 to 1023 and encodes 340 amino acids. NCBI's taxonomy places the organism in Eukaryota, Fungi, Ascomycota, Dothideomycetes, Mycosphaerellales, Mycosphaerellaceae.